AUGUUUCCGCCCUUUUUUUUCUCAAUGGAGAUUGUAUUCUUGAUUUCGUCUGUCUUUUGGCCAUUGAAUUCUAUUUUUCGUUUUGCAUUUCUUUCUUUCUUUCUUUCUUCCUUUUUGCAUUUUUCUGUUUCUUUUCUUCCUUUUUGCAUUUUUCUGUUUCUUUUCUUCCUUUUGUACAUUUCUUUGUUUCUUUUCUUUCUCUUUGCUUUUUUUUUCUUUUCUCCCUCUGCUUUUGUUUUCUUUCUUUUUGUCCUCUUUUGUUUUCUUUCUUUUCCUCCUUUUUUGUUUUCUGUCUUUUCUUCCUCUGCUUUUCUUUCUUUUAAUCCUCUUGGCUUUUCUUCCUCUCUUCUUGUCCUCUUUGCUUUUAUUUCUUUUCCUUCUCUUUGUUUUUCUUUCUUUCUUUUCCUUCCCUUUGCUUUUCUUUCUUUCUUUCUUUCUUUUCCUCCUCUUUGCUUUUCUUUCUCUUUGCUUUUCUUUCUCUUUGCUUUUCUUUCUCUUUGCUUUUCUUUAAUUCUUUCUCUUUGCUUUUCUCUUUCUUUUACUUCCUCUUUGGAUUUAUUUCUUUUACUUCCUCUUUGCUUUUAUUUCUUUUUCUUCCUCUUUGCUUUUAUUUCUUUUUUCUUUUUCUUUUCUUUUCUUUCUUUUUGCUUUUUUUUUCUUUUCUUCCUCUUUGCUUUUCUUUUUCUAUUCUUCCUCUUUGCUUUUCUUUUUCUAUUCUUCCUCUUUGCUUUACUUUUUCUAUUCUUCCUCUUUGCUUUACUUUUUCUUUUCUUUCUUUUUUUCUUUUCUUUCUUUUUUUCUUUUCUUUCUUUUUUUCUUUCUCUUUGCUUUUCUUUCUUUCUCUUUGAUUUUCUUUCUUUUCUUUCUCUUUGCUUUUAUUUCUUUUUCUUUUCUUCCUCUUUGCUUUUCUUUUUCUUUUCUUCCUCUUUGCUUUUCUUUUUCUAUUAUUUCUUUUUUCUUUCUCUCUUUGCUUUUCUUUCUUUUUUUCUUUCUCUCUUUGCUUUUCUUUUUUUUUUUUUUUUCUCUUUGCUUUUCUUUCUUUUUUCUUUCUCUUUGCUUUUCUUUCUUUUUUCUUUCUCUUUGCUUUUCUUUCUUUUCUUUGCUUUCUCUUUGCUUUUCUUUCUUUUCUUUGCUUUUCUUUCUCUUUGCUUUUCUUUUUUUCUUUUCUUUUCUUUCUAUUCUUCCUUUUUGCAUUUCUUUGUUUCUUUUGUUUCUUUUUCCUUUGCCUUUCUUUUCUUUUUACUUUUACCUUUUCAACUAUUUUCUCAAUUUUCUUCCCUUCUGAUCAUUUCAUUUCAUUUAUUACCAUUUCUUCCUUUUUUUUUCUUCUCUUUUCCAUUAUUGAUAACCAACAUAUCUGAUAAUGAGCCUAAAACAUAA
Molecule: messenger RNA, 1380 nt
Organism: Acanthosepion pharaonis
Lineage: Eukaryota; Metazoa; Mollusca; Cephalopoda; Sepiida; Sepiidae
Source: the annotation of a GenBank genome assembly